UUUUAAUAGAGAUCAUCCUUUGCUCAAAUGCUCAGAGCUGGCUGGCCGGUGAAGACUGGCCCACCUGGUCCCAUGGGUGAGAUAGGAAAACCUGGCCUUCCAGGUAUUCCUGGUGACCCUGGGAGCAGAGGAAUGCCAGGACAGAGAGGACCCAUGGGUCACCCUGGGCCAAAGGGCAUCCCUGGCAAGACAGGGAGUCGGGGCAGGAAUGGCAGUCAAGGAGUGGACGGGAGUUGUGGGCCACCAGGACUAACUGGGCACCGGGGUACCAGAGGUUUUAAGGGAGACGGGGCUUUAUCAGGAGAGAAAGGUGAUGAGGGUUUAACUGGUGAGCCUGGACCAUGUGGAGACAGAGGGAGAGCUGGGGCAAAGGGAUAUAAAGGGGAACCAGGAGAAGAUGGACCUGUUGGGCCUCCUGGUCCUCUAGGUAACAGAGGCAUUCAAGGGCUGCCUGGACCUCCAGGACCACAGGGAGACUCUGGAGAUGAUGGAACGAUGGGUCCUCCAGGACCAGUGGGCGCACCCGGGGCCACAGGUGGUGUAGGGCCACCUGGACUUGAUGGGUUUGAGGGGGCUCAAGGUCCAACUGGUCCACGAGGUCGUAAAGGCCCUCAUGGACCGUCAGGAUUAGCAGGAGCAACAGGCUCACAUGGACCUCAAGGGACUCAGGGUCAACCAGGCAAUGGUGGCCCCUCUGGUCCAAAAGGGGAGAUGGGUGAAAUGGGACCUAUGGGGAAAAAAGGAUUACCUGGCAUUGAAGGGCCCAUGGGGAUGUUUGGAGGUCCUGGUCCAAAAGGAUAUCCAGGUGCCACAGGCUUCAGAGGAAGAGAGGGUGACCACGGAGAGGCUGGACCCAAAGGAGACAGAGGCCCACUAGGUGCUCCUGGAAUCAAGGGUCGUCAGGGAGAGAAUGGUGAACGUGGCACCUCAGGCUCUCCAGGGGUAAGAGGUCAACCUGGGCCCAGAGGAAAACAGGGCAACAGAGGAACCCCAGGACAAAAUGGGAAGGUCGCCCAGGACUUCCUGGCCUGUUUGGUUUACCUGGCAUUCUGGGUUUCAGAGGCCAAGUUGGGACUGAGGGACCAGAAGGAAAGCCUGGUACACAGGGUGCUCCUGGAUCUGUUGGCUCUCCUGGCCCUAAAGGAGACAGAGGGUUUCCAGGUGUGGCUGGUGAUCGAGGGCAGACAGGUCGUCCAGGAGCCAAAGCUCCCGGAAAGCCUGGUGAAAAUGGAAUCCCUGGACCAGCUGGGGAGAGGGUGA
This is a messenger RNA of Paralichthys olivaceus (Japanese flounder), 1260 nucleotides long. NCBI's taxonomy places the organism in Eukaryota, Metazoa, Chordata, Actinopteri, Pleuronectiformes, Paralichthyidae. The record is from RefSeq and is a predicted model, not a curated record.